AUGUCUCUUCGCCAACACAUCCCGCUCAAACCAUUCACUUUGGCUUUAAUUCAACUAGGGAAUAUCAGUCCCAAUAAAGCAGACAAUUUGAAGCAUGCUCGAGAAAUGAUCCUCAAGGCAGCAAGCGUUGACAAAAAACCUGACCUCGUCGUGCUACCCGAAUGCUUCAACUCUCCCUAUGGGCACGUUCAUUUCCCAGUGUAUGCAGAGAAUAUAGGAUAUUACCCUGGCAAACCGUACAGCGUACCAGAAAGCAAAAGCGAAAGCGUUCAAAUGUUGUCUUCAGCAGCCAAGGAAACCGGAACGUGGUUAAUCGGAGGGUCGAUUCCAGAGCGGGAUCUGACAAGCAACAAGGUGUACAAUACUUGCACGGUCUAUAACCCGAAAGGCGAUCUUGUUGCCAUCCAUCGAAAAAUCCAUCUGUUUGACAUCGAUAUUCCAGGAAAAAUCAAGUUCAAGGAAAGCGAAACUCUAACAGGAGGAGCAAACCUGAGCUCAUUUGAUACUGAAUUCGCGCGUAUUGGGCUGGGGAUAUGCUAUGACAUUCGAUUUCCCGAGUUGGCGAUGAUAGCUGCACGCCAAGGUUGCCAGAUGCUGAUUUACCCCGGUGCUUUCAAUCUCACGACGGGACCGCUUCAUUGGGAGCUGCUCCAGCGCAGCAGAGCGGUGGAUAAUCAAGUGUUUAUGUCCAUGUGCAGUCCUGCCCGAGACCUGAGCGCUGGAUACCAUGCAUGGGGGCACUCAAUGGUCGUGGAUCCCAUGGGAAAAGUAGUGGCAACUGCUGGAGAAGACGAGGAGAUAAUUUAUGCAAAUAUCGAUACUGGAGUAUUUGAAGAAACGAGGCGAGGUAUACCAGUUGGGACCCAACGUCGAUUUGACGUUUACAAGGAUGUUGCGGAGAAUGUCCCGAUUUAGUAAACAUUGUAGAAGGAUCUGGAAAUGUGCACAGCUUUUUUUUAUUUUACUUUUAAUUUCACCUG
Molecule: messenger RNA, 980 nt
Organism: Laccaria bicolor S238N-H82
Lineage: Eukaryota; Fungi; Basidiomycota; Agaricomycetes; Agaricales; Hydnangiaceae
Exons: 9
Coding region: 1-915 (304 amino acids)
Biological process (GO): L-glutamine metabolic process; oxaloacetate metabolic process
Cellular component (GO): mitochondrion
Molecular function (GO): omega-amidase activity
Source: RefSeq, a predicted model, not a curated record